CGAUUUCACUUUUCGCCCCCGCAAGACGAGAUCUGAGUUGAGAAUAUGCCCCUGAAUUUCACCAAUUGGCUCAUUGCCCUCGCCGCGCUCGGCCUCAGCUUGGGCGCCUUACUUCAGCUUAUCGCGAAGGCGAUCUACAAUCUCUACUUUCACCCUUUAGCCCACAUUCCGGGACCUUUCUGGGCAAGAGCAAGUGGUAUUCCGUCAUGGCUACAUGCUAUUCGCGGCACGAGGCACAUCUGGCUUUGGCAGCAAUUCCAGAUCUACGGCGAUAGGAUCCGCCCGAACCCUAACACGGUUCUGUUCUGUGACCCCGAAGCCUACGCCGACAUCUACGGCAUGAAGUCCAAUGUGCGAAGGAGCCAUUUCUAUACAGCCCUCAAGAGAAACAGCCGCGAAAACACUACAUUAAAUACCAUUGACGUUGCAGAGCAUGCCGGCAGGCGCAAGCUGCUGAAUCUCUGCUUCACCGAGAAGUCGCUCCAUACACUUGUCUUCGACAUAAUGGGUGAUCUUUGCUUUGGUAGGUCGUUCGACAUCAAGGAGCCGGGAGAGAACCCGUUGAAGGCGGUCCCGCACUUCAUUGCCGAGUACAUGAAAUUCUACUAUCCCAUGUGCCGCUCCCCAUUUCUCAAUCUCCUGGUCUGGCUCAAGCCCCGUGGUCUCAACCGGCUCUUUGAGCUUAUCGCUCCGCCCAACGUCCGGCACUACAACGACUUUGUCCAUAGCAGCGUUACCUCCCGGAUCGCCCUGCAGGAGAAACAAGCGUCCCUGCCCGAGCACGAGCGGCGCCAGGACAUGUUCUACUUCCUGGCCAACGCCCGUGAUCCCGAUACGGGGUUGCCCGUCUACCAGGAGGACGACCUACGAGCCGAGUCCAGCCUCCUCAUCAUAGCCGGGUUCGAUACCACAGCCGUCAGUCUGUCUGGCAUCUUCUUUUACCUCACUGGCGAUCCCCGCCGACUGCAAAAGCUUGUGGACGAGAUACGCACGACGUUCGCCUCGACGGACGAAAUCGUCCACGGGCCAAAGCUGCUCGGCUGCGAGUACCUCAGAGCGUUCAUCGACGAAGGAAUGCGCCUCACCCCGUCCGGGCCCUGCGAGCUCCCGCGCGAGGUGCUUCGCGGCGGCAUUCUAAUCAAGGGAGAGUACUAUCCGGAAGGAACCGUCGUGGCCACGGUACCGUGGGUUAGCUCGCGCAACAGCAACGUGUUUGGGGAUGCCGAGGUGUUCCGGCCGGAGCGAUGGAUCGUCGACGAGUCUGCCGGCGUGACCAAAGAGACAAUCAUGAUUACUGUCGCACGAACGCUGCACCGGCUGGACGUGAGGAGGGCCCCGGGGUCUACGUUUGGGGGAGGCAGUCCUAAACUCGGGUGGGGCGCCAGUGACCCAGGGCAGUUCCAGCUGGUGGACGCCUAUAUUUCGCUGAGAAAAGGGCCCGAGGUGCAGUUUAGGAAGAGGGUUGUCUGA
Molecule: messenger RNA, 1470 nt
Organism: Canariomyces notabilis
Lineage: Eukaryota; Fungi; Ascomycota; Sordariomycetes; Sordariales; Chaetomiaceae
Product: cytochrome P450
Exons: 4
Coding region: 46-1470 (474 amino acids)
Molecular function (GO): iron ion binding; monooxygenase activity; oxidoreductase activity, acting on paired donors, with incorporation or reduction of molecular oxygen
Source: RefSeq, a predicted model, not a curated record